Tuber aestivum (summer truffle) is the source of this 3490-nucleotide messenger RNA. The record is from the annotation of a GenBank genome assembly. NCBI's taxonomy places the organism in Eukaryota, Fungi, Ascomycota, Pezizomycetes, Pezizales, Tuberaceae.
GCGGUAGAGUAGAGGACAAUAGUCCGGAGGGAGAGAAAGGAGUCAGGAUGGCCGCACCGACACCCGAGCGCGAGCGCAAAGGUCCUUGGGCGAAUCGAGUUCUUAGCACCGAGAUUGAAAGGACGCAUGAAUACAAUGAAUUCAUCGAUAAGCUCAGAGCGUAUCACCAGAAACGAGGGUCAGUCGGAGCAUCCCCAUGUCUUUUCUUUUCUUUUCUUUUCUUUAGGGCUUUUCAUUCGCAUCGCCCGUCCAUCCAUCCAUUUGCUUGCCCUUCAGGGCGCCGUCUGCUUUGAGGAGCUUAGGGCUAACUGCGACCCUUUUCUUUCCGCAAAUUUUUCUGCUUCGCAGGACUACCCUCACCAUCGAACCAGAGCUGGGUCGCAAACUCCUCGACCUGCGCAAACUCUACAAUAAAGUUACAUCAUUAGGCGGAUACGAUAAGGUUACCGAAGAAAAAGGUUGCGGUCCCUCUAUUAACCCCGUCUUGCCGUGGGUGGGCGCUGAUCGUGACACUGGAAAUUCUCAAGGUGCCUGGAGGGAUCUCGCGCUGGGAUACAAGCUUGCUGCGAACAAUACCAACGCUGGCUAUCUCCUCAAGACCAUCUACUACAAAAAUCUCGCGUACGUCAACCCCGGCCCCCGCCAUCUCCCCGACCCUUCUGGUAUGCCCCCUGCUGACCCCACACAGGGCAUACGAAAUCUCGAAUUUCUUCGGAAAAGAGCCCCCACCCAAGGAGUGGCUGGAAGAGAGAUCUGCCGCUGGGGGUUCCAUCAUGACCAGAACCGCGGAAGACUUCCAGGAAGCGUCGCCGCGCCCGGAAUCAAAAGGGGAUAAAUCGCCAACCCCUCCUCCUUCCGAGAAGCGAAGUAUGUCUCCCUUGCCCUAAUCUUUGUGGAUACAAUUUUCACAUAACCUAAUAUUUAAGUCCGGGAUUAUCCCAUAGGCCUUCGUCAAGCGCCUACCCCCAGAACCUUCUACAACCCUGACACGACCCCACAGCGCCAACACUCCUCCCGCAUGUCUUCCGAUUCCCGACAGCAGGGCCAACAGGGCUCGCCAAACAACCAGAUGAAUGGCAGCACACUGAAUUUCCCCAGCUUUCAAUCCAGUAGCAUCAACGCGCCAAUCGGAAGGCCAGUCGCGACACCUCGGAAUGCCCCGCACGAGUUUAUAAACCACAAGCGGAGGGCGGCAGAGGUUCUUGUCUCCAAUCCUAAUAGGCAUGGGGGUAUAUAUCCAUUCCGCGCGAUUAGAGGGGAAGUGUGCUGAAUAUAGGAACUAGCUGGACAUCAAGGAGCCGCCCUAAUGGUCCGAAUCUCGAUGGGUCUCAAGUCUGGCAUUCCCAGCGAGGUUGACUACGCUCUGAGUCAAUUGGUUCGAAUAUCAUUCGAAUCCGGCGACGAAUUACGUGCGGAGUCGUAUCCAGGAUUAUCCGAGGCUCUCUUCGAGAAACUAGUCACCGUUCAAUCUCUUGCUGACACCCGCUACCCCGAGGGCACCGGAGAGCUUUUGGAGGAUUCAAAAUUCGUGAAGCAGCUCGAAAAGAUAAACGAGGCCGCUCUUGUUCUCCGCAACAUGUCUUUACAACCUGAUAACGCAAGAUACUUUUCCCGGCUCAAGAACGGCCGGCAAAUCAUAGUCGCCUGUAUGAACCUGCCCGGACAGAGCUGUUUUGUGGAAUUAAAACACUACGCGCUGGAUAUGGUCGAAGCCAUGGCGAUCCACUUCUCACUCGCUGUUGACGAUGACUUGUUCCCGACCCUUCAUGCGAACCUCCUCUCCGACGACCGUGGCCUAGUUCUAGGCUCACUGAAGGCAAUCUGCAGGCUUGUUAUGGGUCGCGACGAGGCCAACUGCAUAGGGCAGAUCAACAAAUGUGCGAUCGACAGAAUCAAGGCGCUCAUCAUGCUGGAAGACGAAGACUUGGUUUCCGCUUGCCUUGACUUCUUAUACCAGUACACUACAAAUGAGGAGAACGUGGAGAAGCUGAUACAGCCGCCCGAUGGGAUCGAGAUAGUCAAACAGUUGACAAGAUUACUAUUACAUCAGGCCGUUCCAGGUGAUCAAGUUGUGUUUUUGACGGGCUCGCUAAAGCCCAUCAUCAAACCCCCGGUGAUACCUAAUCUGCCCCAGGAAAUUGUCACUGACUUGUUGAGUUAUGCUGAGCCAGAUCGUGCAGCCAAAUGGUUAGUCCUUACGUAUGCCACAUGUACAUCAUUUGUUGCUGACAGCGUUUACACAUUAGGAUGAGAUGCUGCUUCGAGGAAGACCCAGGCGCCGACAUCACCCAGAUAGCACUCUGGCAAGCGUACCAAGCACGCUUCACCGAAUACGUCGCUGCCGGUCGCCCCCUCCUCCCUGCCGCAGAAUUCAUCAAAAACGUAAGCGUAGCCUUCAACAACGCUUCAGCAAUGGUCCUCCCCAUACCCGGUGGCGGCCAAAAAUUCAUCAUUAAGGGCAUAAAAGCCCGGGAAACGCCAAUGUCUGUAAAGGGCCAAGUCUACCUCGCCUGCAAAUGGAUCACCGGCACCAAUAGCAACACCAGCGGCACCGAAACCGCACAACAACAACCGGCCCAACCCAUCAAAUGCCCCUCCCAACUCGCGACACCCCAAGACCUCUGGGUGCACAUUCUAAAAGACCACCUCUCCCCGCCCGAUGCCACACAGCAACCACAGGCAAUGCUCUUAUGCAACUGGGGCGGCUGCGAGCGCUUCCACCCCGCCGGCGACUCGGACAGGAGAAAAGUAAUAGCCCACGUGCGAACGCACAUGCCUGAAACCAGUCCACCCAAAAGCUCCCACCCUUCCUCCCGUUACCCCACAGCAAGCGACUGGCUCGAGGAUCCCAAGCAGGUCAAGCUAGUCAUCAGGCGCAACCAGACGGGCAUCGACGACCGCGGUGAGGCCGCGGGGAUACCGCUCACGGCCGUGCUGGUGCUCAGGAACGUGGCCAGGCGCGGCAUGUUCAAUGGGAAGGAAUUGCUGAGCGGAGAGAGGCCCGUCCUGUUCGAGAUUAUGGCGGUCAACAAGCCGCUCGCGACCUAUAUCGCGGAUCUAUUGGUCGAGGAGGAUGAGGGGGAGGUUGAUGAUUAGUUUCUUUUCUUUUGCACCUCACGGGGUCAAGGUAGAGAGGGGGGUAAUUGUACUUUUAGCUCUAAUUCUUCCUUUUAACUCUCAAACUCAUCCCCCCCCCCUUCUCCCCCCCCCAAAAAAAAUACCUUUUGUUAUCGUAGAAUUGCGUUUGGUGGCAAGGUAGAUGGGUGGACGGACGAAUGGAUUUACAUACCAAUCUCUUCUUCUUGUCAAGUUCACUUUAUCAUUGAGGCAGGGAAAUUAGUUUGGGGAGGAGGCUUUUGUUGUUACACAUUUCUAACCUCCCAUAUCAUGUCACACUUUUUCUAUCUCUUGCAUCGCUCUACUUUCUUCGAGCCCCUUUUACCCGUCAAGUUCUCUGCGGGAAUAGGAAUGGGAGUUGUAACUAUCAUAU